AUGGUGGCACAGGAACAUCCAAAUGGAUCUGUUGUCUACACUUCGACUAUCAGUGAGAAGAAGGAAUACUCUGUCCACAACUGUGGAAAGGUGCAAGGUUAUGAACAUUACAGCAAUGAGCUGAUGAAGGAUUUCAACACUACCGGUUCACCAGCCUCCAAGGAAAUAUCAAUGGACAAGAGUCCAAUCAUGGAGUCAUCAAAAUGCGACGCCGAUGCCUGUGACAAUCUCGAGGUCAAGAGUCCAAUGAUGGAGGAGAAGAAGAUGGACUCCUCACCCCAACAAGAGAAGAAGAAGUCCAAGAAGAAGAAGGGAAAGAAGGGCAAGAAGGCCGCCGCACCCGCUGUCCAGCAGCAACCUGCCAAGACCCAACAGCUUAAGGAGAUCCAUGUCAACCCCAACGUUGGCAAGGAGCAGUUCUUCACUGGCAUGCAAAAGUACGCCACUGCCGACCAAGCCAACUUGCCAGCCCAAUAA
Messenger RNA from Acytostelium subglobosum LB1, 477 nucleotides. RefSeq lists its product as hypothetical. Lineage: Eukaryota; Evosea; Eumycetozoa; Acytosteliales; Acytosteliaceae. The record is from RefSeq and is a predicted model, not a curated record. The coding region runs from base 1 to 477 and encodes 158 amino acids. The transcript has a single exon.